Puccinia graminis f. sp. tritici CRL 75-36-700-3 is the source of this 2494-nucleotide messenger RNA. RefSeq lists its product as uncharacterized. Lineage: Eukaryota; Fungi; Basidiomycota; Pucciniomycetes; Pucciniales; Pucciniaceae. The record is from RefSeq and is a predicted model, not a curated record. The transcript has 11 exons. Gene Ontology annotation, molecular function: pseudouridylate synthase activity. Bases 146 to 2494 code for a protein of 782 amino acids.
CAUUUUUGCAUCCAACUCAAUCAUUUCUUCAGGGGGGAUUAAAUUCCCACCAGGCUUCACCCCGUGCUCCCACCCCGGGACCUCGUCAUCGGCACUCGGGACCACUCGGCGCCACCAUCCAACCCGGAGCACCUAGCCGACCACCAUGAUGUUUUCCCUCGGUCAUGCGCGUCCAUUCAGGCCGGUGGUCCACCUCAUCAACAGAGCUCUUCACCGGAACCAUUCCUCUCCCGCCUAUCAUGAGCAUCUCGACCGACUCAGACCAUUCAUCGAUCCCUGUCAGCAGUUCAUCGACGCCAAACGGGCCCAUCGGCCGAUCCUCGCCUUGGAAUCCACCAUCCUAACACACGGCUUACCAGCCUCAAGUGCCCUCAAGCUUGCCGCUGAGCUCGAGGAAAUCGCCAACAGGCUCGAUGUCACCCCCGUCCAUAUCGCACUGAUCGACGGACGAAUCAAGAUCGGCCUCUCAGCCGACGACCUCCAUCACCUCCUCCACUCUACCCCUCCAGAUAAUCUCCUCAAACUCGGAAGAAGAGACUUGCCCUCCGCAAUCACUCAGAAAUCGUCCGGUGGGACCACCGUCUCCGCUACCAUGGCUAUCGCUCAUCUGGCUGGAAUCAAAGUAUUUGCAACUGGUGGAAUCGGCGGCGUUCAUAGGGGAGUCGUUCAUACAAUGGAUGUCUCGUCCGAUUUAACUGAACUUGCUAGGACCCCCGUUACCGUCGUUUGUUCUGGUGUUAAAUCUAUCUUGGACAUCCCUCUCACCCUGGAAUAUCUGGAAACCUUGGGAGUUCCGGUCAUUAGUUUUUCGAAAACUAAAGAUUUCCCGGCGUUUUACUCUCCGAAAUCAGGUCACGAUGCGCCUUUCAAUUCAUCUUCUACCCUCGAAUGUGCCCAAACGAUAUAUCAUUCGGACCUACUGAAUCUCAACAGUGGUACGCUGGUAGCGGUGCCUAUUCCCAGUCAAUACACCCAAUCUGGACUACUCAUUCAAGAAGCUGUCGAACGGGCCGUUGCUGAAUCCGAGAAAAUGGGCAUCAACACUUUGGGAAAAUCAGUGACGCCUUGGUUGUUGAAUCGGGUCAAAGAACUUUCCGAUGGGAAGAGCGUUGAUGCCAAUAUUGGGUUAAUCAAAAAUAACGUGCUAGUGGCUUCCCAAAUCGCCAAAGACUACAACGGUCUCAUCCUUGCUUCUCAACCCCCCUCGUCCUCGAUGAUCCCAGACAGGAAGAUAGAACAAGGUGCUCAUUCGGCAGGGCAAGGCUGUAAGAUGAUGGUGAUUGGUGCGGCAGCUAUCGAUAUCACCUCGCGAGUGCCUCCAGACGAUCGAUCAAAUCCUCUCGCCACACGAUCGACAAGUCCGGGCAGUGUGAAGAUGAGCCUGGGCGGGGUGGCCUUGAACAUCGCGCGUGCAAGUCAUGGACUGGGAAUCAAGGAUGUCAUGCUUGUUUCCCAGCUGGGAAGCGAUUGCUCGUUUGGCGACUAUCUGCUCAACCAACUUCGCUCGAUCGGACUCAGGUCUGAUGGCAUUCAUCUCGACAAUCGCGCUUCGACCGGGAUAGUUAACAUGUUUUUGGACCGUAAUGGGGAUCUUUUGGGCGGCGUUGCUGAUUUGAAAUCUAUCGAAAAUAUGGACGGUGAACUCACUUCUGAGUUAGUUAGGAAUCGGAAACCAAAAGUAGUCUGUUUUGAUGGAAACCUCUCUUCUGAUGGGAUCUUCAAGCUCCUCAAAACGUGUCACGAAUCAAAAACUGUCAUUACUGCCUUUGAGCCAACUUCGGUUUCGAAAUCGACCAAGAUCAUGAAAAGCUUGGUGGGAUUGUAUAAGAGCACUAACGGAAGAAAGAAGCUCACGAUGAUGUUCCCUAACCUACAAGAAUUGAAGCAGAUUCACGAGGUGGGGAUCCUGAACUCGAGUGUUGAAGAGCUGGAAUCGGUGGAAUAUUUUGAAUCUCUCCAAGCGCUCCGGGCGGACGAAAGGUUCUUAGAGCGUGUCCGCAAGACAUCUCCCGCUUGGGUGAUCGAAUCCGGUACUCUCCAAAUGGCAAUGAAGCUCAUGCCAUUUAUCGAUUUCUUGGUGAUCAAGAAUGGGGCGGACGGCUUAGUUCUUGUAGCUAACAAUUCAUCCUCCUCAAAUCACCGUCUCUUUCCCUCGCCAUCCAGUCCUCAACAACAACAACGACAACAACAUGGCGAUGUUGAUAAUCCUUGGAUCUUCAAUCAGUCCCACUCACUGUGUUUUAAGUUCUUCCCAGCCCUCGCCGAUUUCAAACCUGCGGAAGCCCACAACCCCUCUGAUACCACAAUCCAGAGCAGUCAACAAGCUGUCAAUGUUACCGGCGCUGGCGAUUCUUUAUGCGCAACGAUUCUGAGCGAGGUCGCGCUACAUGACCCUGACCAUACUCAUCUUGCUUUCGACUGGGACAAGGUGAUUGAUUCGGCCCAAAGGAUGGCUGUUAGAACCCUAUGUACUGACCAAUCCGUUGGCAAAUAA